Molecule: messenger RNA, 1296 nt
Organism: Psylliodes chrysocephalus
Lineage: Eukaryota; Metazoa; Arthropoda; Insecta; Coleoptera; Chrysomelidae
Source: the annotation of a GenBank genome assembly
GUUCGUUUAAAAAUAAUCCAUCCUGAUUUUUCUGAAAAUCAAUAUUAUUAUAAUAAAUGCCUCUAAUGGACAUGGAAAUAUAUAAUUUUCUAUGAUUAUACCAUACACCCGCACCAACCAACAAUCAAGGUCAUGAGUUAUAACUUGCAUUUGACAAUGCAGUUUUAUCUAAUUUGAAACAUUUAACUCUUGAUUCUUACUUUCAUUAUUUUGUAAUAGAAAUUAGUUGGAUCGACAUAAAAAUUUUAGAUUUAGAUAUUUUUUGAAAUAAAAAAAAAUGAGUACUAUUUUAAAAAAAAUUGAUAAAAAUUCUAGAAAAAACAUUUUUAGUCAGUACGGGAAAACAGAGAAUGAAGUAGUUGAAGAUAUUGAAAUGUUAAUAAAUUGGUUUAAUGUUCAACCACACUUACCAGAAAUACCAACAAAAAGUAUGAUUGAAUUCUUUUUGGUAAACAACAAAUUUAGUAUCGAAAUAACUAAACAAAAGUUGGAAAUGUACUACACAAUACGGUCUUUAAUGCCAGAAUUUUAUGAAGGUAUUAAUCCAAAACUGCUCAAGAUGAGAUUAAACUUUGAUACAAGUUACAUAUUUCCUUUACCAGAACUUAUAAACGAUUUAGACAGAGCUUUUUUAAUAAAAUUCAAAAAAGUUCCUGCCAACGAAGUUAAUAUUGAAGGAUUUCUGGGAAAAAUCGUCAACGUUCAAGAAAUACGUAUCCAAGAAGAUCUGGCAUCCAGACAAUACGUCAUCAUCGAUUGCGAACAUUUGCAAUUACAUCAGGCUUUGAAAUUUACUCCAAUGCACGGAAAAAUAGGAGCUACCAUUUUAGAGAAAGUCUACAGCAAUCGAAUAAAAGAAAUUCACGUCAUUAAUUUUCAUCCCAUUGCUAAUAUUCUACUAAAAUUAGCAAAGUUGGUUGUGAAACCCAAAUUAUUAGAAAAAGUAGUUAUGCAUGAAUCUAUGGAAACUUUUAGAAAAAGCAUUCCAUUGGACGUAUUACCGAAAGAUUAUGGAGGAAAUGAAAUUUCUUUAGAUGAAAUACAAGAUUUGUGGCGGAAAAAAAUGGAUGAAUACGCAGACCGAUUUGAUAUAUUAGACAAGUUAAGGGUAAACGAAGAUAAACGACCUGAUCCAGUGAAAGAUAUCGAUGGAUCUGGUAUGCAGGGAACAUUUAAAAAGUUAAAUAUAGAUUAAUAAAUAAAUAUUUUGGAUAUUUUAACAAAUUUAAGAUUUGGUGAGCUCGUUGUUUAAAGUUUUCAAUUUAUAUUUAUUUAUAUACUGAAUGUUAGUUACUG